AAGAAAAUAAAGAUACUACAUGAUAUAAAAGGUUCCUAAAAUAAUAAUUUUAUCAAGAAGUGUUCCAACAAUGGCUGCGGCUCUAAUACUCUUGGCUGGUGUCCUCUCUGCAGUAGCGGCGGUGCCAGCUCCGGAGAGAAUCGCUGGUGGUGCAAUUACGACGAUUGCAUCAUAUCCUUAUGCUGCUAGUAUCGCGUACAACAAACUUGGAUUUGGUAACUUCAUUUUCUCCUGUGGAGGAUCUAUAGUCAGCAGCAGAGCCAUUCUCACGGCAGCCUUUUGUGUGUAUAACGACCAGAUCAACCGUUUCCGAGUGCGCGUGGGUUCGUUGACAACAAUUAGUGCCGGAAGCGUUCGCGAAAUCGAUUAUAUCGCUUCUCAUCCAAAUUACAAUCCAGUUACUAAUGAGCAUGACAUCGCGCUAGUUCAUGUAUACCCACACUUGCUAUUCUCUACAAAUAUCGCAUUGGGAUCUUUUGCUGAUGGUAGCUAUAUACCUCGUUACAAUCAAUCUGUUUGGGCUAUUGGAUGGGGACAGAUGAAUCAUGGUGGAGCUCUAUCCGACAGCCUUCGACGUGUUCAACUGUGGUUAGUUGAUAAUAAUGACUGCAGAAAUCGUUACUAUGAGCUGGAAGGUCCCAGGGUCACUCCUAAUAUGAUUUGUGCUGUUGGUUUUGAUCCUUCUGGAAGGGGACAGUGUCUGGGCGAUAAUGGCAGCCCCAUUAUUGAUGAUGGACUCAUUAUUGGUAUAUAUUCAUGGAGUCAUCAGUGCGCAACAGUUCGAUACCCUGGUGUGAAUACUUAUAUACCUAAAUAUUCAGAUUGGAUUAAAUCUCAGUACUAAUUUAUGUAAUUAUGAAGGUUACAAAAAAUAUUUAUUGUUUGUUAAAUAUAUAUUUUUUUCCUA
Molecule: messenger RNA, 907 nt
Organism: Danaus plexippus (monarch butterfly)
Lineage: Eukaryota; Metazoa; Arthropoda; Insecta; Lepidoptera; Nymphalidae
Product: trypsin, alkaline B-like
Exons: 4
Coding region: 71-844 (257 amino acids)
Biological process (GO): proteolysis
Molecular function (GO): serine-type endopeptidase activity
Source: RefSeq, a predicted model, not a curated record